GAAGAUAAAUGAGCAGAAGAAGAAUAAGGAGGACGCACCGUUUCCGAACUGGUCUGUCGGAGUUGUCGUGAUGGAAGUCCUCUGUGGACUUACACUUUCUGUUCUAUUUACAAUUUUAUUUUUGAUUAUCCGGCUGUAUAUUACUGUGAAAAAUGGACCUAAACAUCAACCUGGAACCACAGGCUCUGUCUCUGUUCUCGUCGUUGCUGGAUCUGGUAAUAUCAGUGACAUCUUUGUAAUCACAGGAACUUUAUUUUGUUUUUCUGGUCUGUACAGUUUAAACACGCAAUAGACGUAAAUUUGAUGAAUUUUGUAUUUGAUUAUGGAGAAUAAGAUGCUGAAUCUGUUUAAUAAAGCUGCAGUUAACAUACUGUUUGUUUUGUUCCAAGAAAGAAUCAACCAAAUAAGAGUAAUAAAUUAAAAAUUGACCGUUUUGCAGUAUCAAAAACUAUUUAACAAGGUGCAGAUGUUAGUAAUGUAAUUGUAGUUCCUGGAGUCUAAAAUUAAUGAAUAGAAUUUACAAUUUGCCAGACUUGCAUGAAACCAAUCUGACAAUCAUCUAGGGUUGAGUCUAACAUGGUUGAUGAUGUCUGCACAUUUCGACAACCUCAUGUCAACCAUAUACUAACAAGAAGUCAAACAUAUUUUCUUCAAAUAGUUGAUAAAAUUUCCCAGUAAGACUGUCACCUCUUUGUGAUUUAUUGCCCUCCAGUCUACUGAUAUAAUUUUAGUAUACAGUACAGGCCAAAAGUUUGGACACACCUUCUCAUUCAAUUAAUUUUCGUUAUUCUCAUUACUAUUUAAAUUGUAGAUUCUCAGUGAAGGCAUCAAAACUAUGAAUGAACACAUGUGGAAUCAUGUGCUUAAGAAAAAAGUGUGAAAUAACUGAAAACAUGUUUUAUAUUUUAGAGUUUUAGUUAUUUCACACUUUUUUUUAAGUACAAAAUUCUACAUGUGUUCAUUCAUAGUUUUGAUGCCUUCAGUGAUAAUCUACAAUGUAAAUAGUCAUAUAAAAAAAUAAAGAAAAGACAUUGAAUGAGAAGGUGUGUCCAAACUUUUGGCCUGUACUGUCUGUAUAUGUGAUAUAUCUGGUUCAAAGUGAAAUAAAUUCUGAAAGAGUUUUCAGAGGUACUUUUAUCAAUUUAAAUUUUAUGCACAUUAUUGAUACUGGCAUUUCUGAUUUCUAAGUUGUUGUCUUAUCACCUUAUUCUCAUUUUCUGUCUGUUGGACAAAAGCACCACAUGCCGAAUUUUAGUGUAUUUUUCUGGUUUACUUUCUUUGGCUAAUGCCACCCUCCUUUCUCUGCUAAAUUAUGUCUUUCUAAAGCUUUCCGACAAUUUCCAUUUAUCAUUUCUAAAGCUAUUUUUUAAAAAAGUUCAUUUCAUUUCCAGUCAUUUGACUCACAUUUUGUUAACAGAUUCUUUUAAAGCAGUGGUUCUCAAGUCCAGUCCUGGAGGCCCACUGUCCUGCAUGUUUUGGAUGUUUCCCUGCUCCAACACACCUGAUUCAAAUGAACAGCUCGUUAUUAAGCCAUUACAGAGCUUAAUAACGAGCUGAUCAUUUGAAUCAGGUGUGUUGGAGCAGGGAAACAUCCAAAACAUGCAGGACAGUGGGCCUCGAGAACUGGACUUGAGAACCACUGCUUUAAAUCGGUAUCAAUCAGUGUUGUGAUCAAUGAUUAUUGAUGAUUGUAUUGUUGGUCUAUUAAAUCAUUGAAUAACUGCUAAAGUCAAUUCUGAAUCUUAGAUCAACAAGGCUGCAGUUUAUUUUUAACCAUAUUUAUUUGAUUUAACAAAUAGUUUCAUUUAAUCCAAUUUAUCAUUCAUGUAGAUAAAUAUAUGAAAGUAGAGUAGGGGGAACGUUUCACUUUACCUUCAAUAACUUGCAGGUCUUUUGUUUGAAUUCUUAUUCCUGAUUAGAUUAUCCUGAUUAGCCCAUCAUGAUUAAACCAAUUUCAUGAAUAUCAAAUUUUGACACUGAAGCUUUUUUAUUUAUCCUAUCAUUUACAAGCUGAUUGUAAGACAGAGCCAGUGCAGACUUGGGGUUGAAGUCUUGAAGGACAUUAUAUCUUAAAAUCGUACAAAGUGCAUGUUUAUGAGUGUCUUAUUAUGUGUUGUUAUAUAGUUUAUCAUAUACAUCUUUGUCUUGUAGGUGGUCACACUUCAGAAAUCCUUCGGCUAAUGGAGAGCCUCUCUGCUGCUUACACACCUCGGCACUAUGUCAUUGCUGACACUGACAGGAUGAGUGAAGAGAAAAUCUGCACCUUUGAGCGCUCAAGACAACAUUCAAACUCAGAACCGCAGGUACAUAACUGUGCAUAAGAAUCAGUGUGAGUAUAGUUGGUAGAAAGAUGUCCCUCCAAGAGUCAAGGAGCUGCAGAAAUGUCCCAGAUAAACUGUUAACUUACAUAUAAGAAUACACGAUUUUUAAGACAUUCCCCUGUUUUCUUUGAAGACGAUUUUCAAGGUAUUAAUAAAAUUGGAAUUAGAUUGUCAGACUGUAGACUACACUGUAGAGAGAGAUUUAUUACAUUUAAUUUAAGGCAGGGGCUUAAACAUAAAGAUGUCAUAUCAGUGCAUGCCAAUCUGGGAAAUUAUUGAAGAGGAUGCCCAGUGCACAGGAAGGUCGCAUCAUAUUGCCUGCUUGUAAAGGACCUCAGUAAACUAAAACAGAUGUAAACAGCUUUGCAGCUGAAUGAUAUCGUUGUGGACCAGCUGACUGCUUUGACAAAACCAACACAUCUUAUCAUACCAUAGGAGAGUAGAUCUGGAGCUACAACCAGAUUUUCAUCAGUGCAGGCCUUGCUGCCAGCUCUAAAACAUACCUCCAUAUCUUUAUUAAACUCAAAAUCAAAAGGCUCAAAUAAGAAUAUCUUUACAAUGAAAUGUAAUCAGUUAUUGAAACCCUGAAGGUGGGGACUCAGAGUGAUGCAAGGGCCCAAGUAACCACAUUGGGUUAGAGCCCCAGCACACUAUCCUGCAAUAUCACUGUGUUAUUCCUGUAGGCAGGAAAACUGUACGUAACUUCUUCAGGUAUGCCCUUGAACCAGCUUUUGAAAAAAUAAAAUAAAAACCUUGCAGGCAAAAUGCCAAUCAAAUGAGGAAGAAACACCAAGACAGAGAUGGAGCCCGAUAAGCCAUGAUCUAACCCGCAUCACUCAAGACCUCAUGACACUUCUAAUCUAACUAAAGAUUUCUGCAAAGAUAAUCUCAGUUUUCCUGGUAAACAGAAGUCAAAGUAAAGUUACUCAUGCUCUUUGUCACGGUGCCUUUAAUGACCUUAUCCGUUGUUCACAGUUUACCAUCUGUCAGAUCCCACGGAGCCGGGAGGUCCAUCAGUCCUGGAGUUCCUCUGUGAUCAGCACUGUGAAUGCCCUGCGGUAUUCCUUACCGCUCGUAUUCAGACUCAGACCUGACAUGGUGAGUGGACUGAGAUACCAGUCAGUUCCUGUCCUCAUACGGUACUUCUUUAGCCUCCAGAAAAUGCUUGCUUUAGUCAUGUGCUAGUCAUGCUGCCCCCCUGUUGUUCUAGUCUAGUUUUAGUCAAGGAGCCCGGAUAGCCUUUUGGAGCUUGUUUAAUUUAUCUUUAUUAAAAAAGAAGUGCGACCCAUCAGACUAUUUCCCAGGAAUUCAAGGGCUCAUGAAGUGGUGUGACAACAACUACCUUGUAGUGAACGUUUAGGAACAGAGGAGAUGUUAUUCGACCCUCAGUGACCUACAAAUAUGUAGGUGUCUUCAUUGACGACUCGCUAUCGUGGAGCACACAUGUUCAAAAACUCUGUUGUAGAUUACAGAAACUUUUACAGAGGGUCAGUGGUGUUGAUAUCAAGUUUAUGUUGAUGGACCCCGACCUUCUGACUCUACCUCUGAGCCACAGCCACCCUUUUGUAUUGUGCAGCUGUGCAAAUCAGCUUUUAUAAAGAACAACCCCCCCAGCUGCUGUGUGUGUGUUUGUUUGGAGAUGACAUGUUGGACUCUUUGUCGCACCUUUCCUGUGUCCAGUACAGUCUGUCGAAGAGAUACAUUUUUGAGUUUUAAUGAGGUUUGGGUUUUAAGAGAGUCACUGCUUCACCUCAUCAUGUAUUCAAAUGUCUUCUUAUUUCAAAUUUAAUCUAACUAGCAGGUUAGUUUUGUCUUGAACAAUUAGCAAUGAAUUUCUAACCACUUAUUAUGACUUCAGAGUCAAGUCAACCCAGUUAUAAAGACAUUGUUUUUCAUGUGGCGUCAGAUGGUUAUGGUUUGAUAGAUGCCUUUGCUGUGUAAACUGUAAGCUGGCAGCUGAGAGUUUUGAUUCUCGACCUGUGAUGGGUCGCUCAGUGUGGCUGUCAAGCAGAACCCUCUGGUUAUUGGCUGUGGUUGUCUGAAACAAAGCAAAGACUCAGUGCCAGUGUAGUCAUGCCCGGAUUGUUCCAGUUCGGCUUAUAACAGCAGUAGAGGCUGAAGAAUAGGAGUAAACGUUCAGCCUCUAGAUACAAAAAUAGAAAUGAGAGAAGCACUAGCCAGUUGGGGUUUUAGUUACACACUUUUGGGUACUGUGCGUUAAUAUCAUACAUAAAUGACUUUGAAAAUGUGUAUAUUAAAAAAACUGCAUCUUUAUUUUAUGGGAUGUCCUUUAUGGGAUGUCCUUCAUUAAGUUGCACACUCCAGGCUCCAUAGAUAAGGCCACAUUAAAGGAUGAAAUGAAGUUAAAAUGGGUAUCCAAUGUUAUAUAUGACCACUCUCACAAGCAGAAACCAAUGUAUUGGUUCAUUUAAACCAUGGUGGAUGUGCAAACAAGUCCAGUUUUCUGAGUGUUUGCUUGAGGCUGCUUUAAACAAAACAAGGAGUCCCUAUUAAGUCUCAUAUUAAAACGCCCAUUUUUACAGCAAAUUUAACAGAUUUACAGCCUGGAUCUAAUAAAAAGUUAUUCAAGAUGUAGCUUGUUUUUAUCUGAAGGAGCUGCAAACAAUUUGAAUGCAUCUGUUUUGAUUUUAUGUUGUACAUAAAUUUGCAUAAUCAGAGGCAGACUUGAUAGGAAAAAGGGGGGUCUGCCUCAGCUUCACUCCUUCGCUUGUGUUUAGGUUGAUUAAAAGUAAUGCUGACUCAGCACUUUCAUGUUCCGCCCUUUUUUUUUUUUAAGUGUAUUUGAGUUACUAUUUGGCAACUAUUUAAAGGACUAUGACUUUUCAGAUCAGCUGUGGAGCUGUGGGCGUGUUUAAACUGUCCUACUUUGUGACUGCAGAGGGGAGGGAGGUGUAGUUUCCACAGUAGUGGGGUGAGAAUAUUAUAGUGCUGUCAUGUCUGCACUGUGGAGUACAUGAUGACUUCUCCAGACUUCUCCAAAGUAGCUCCAUCCAGUUUCCUGUAAUCCCAAACUACCCCAGCCUCCAUUAGCCCUCAGGCCACAUAUCAUCCCAGUCACUGUUGCUGGUAAAUCACACAAAUAACCCCGGUGUCUGAGUUCUUCGGUUUCCUCAGACUAUGUAUUCAAGUACAAUUCUUUGAUUGUUUAGCAGCUGUUGAGAAAUUCCACAUAACUUUGAAAAUCACAUGAUAUCAAGAAGCAGAUCAUUUCCUCUACUAUCCACCAGCUCUGUCCUAACUGUACUGAAAUUUUACAAUGAUACCUUCCUCCCCUUAUACCUGACUGUGGACUUCAGGUAUGAAACGUCAAACAAAAGAGGGAUAUUUCUUUACAUAUUUACUCAAAAUAAUGAUUUUCAGGAUAAAAGAAGUUAACAUUUAGUAUAUUCAAUGGAAUUUCGGGUGUUAAUAAUUCACAAACAUGCUCAUUGUCUCUUCUUCUUUUGUGUUUUUCCAGGUGCUCUGUAAUGGCCCUGGGACCUGUGUUCCUCUCUGUGCCGCUGGACUCCUGCUUGGAAUUCUGGGAAUGAAGAAAGUCCUGAUCGUGUAUGUCGAGAGCAUUUGCCGUGUGCAGACUCUGUCUCUCACGGGAAAGAUCCUGUACCCUGUAUCGGACUAUUUCUUUGUGCAGUGGUCCUCCUUGAGGGACAAAUACCCCAAAUCCAUUUUCCUUGGAAGAAUAGUGUAAAUGUUGUUACAUAUGGGCACAAAAUUUAGAUUAGAGAUAUUGUAAAGAUUUUGUUCAUUUCAAAAAUAUUUUUUUAUUGUUGAGUAAAAUUUAUAUGACCACCAUGUGGCUUUUCAACAUGUACACUUGUAGGAUUUAAAACUGGAGUAUAUCUGAUGUUACAUGGAAAAAAAUAAUGAAUAAAUAAGCAGAGUAACAAACAACAAAAUAGUGUUACUCUGCAGUGUUAGUA
Xyrichtys novacula (pearly razorfish) is the source of this 6262-nucleotide messenger RNA. Lineage: Eukaryota; Metazoa; Chordata; Actinopteri; Labriformes; Labridae. The record is from the annotation of a GenBank genome assembly.